This is a messenger RNA of Suncus etruscus (white-toothed pygmy shrew), 463 nucleotides long. Its product is annotated as 60S ribosomal protein L36-like. Lineage: Eukaryota; Metazoa; Chordata; Mammalia; Eulipotyphla; Soricidae. Gene Ontology annotation, molecular function: structural constituent of ribosome. Gene Ontology annotation, cellular component: ribosome; cytosolic large ribosomal subunit. Gene Ontology annotation, biological process: cytoplasmic translation. The record is from RefSeq and is a predicted model, not a curated record.
UUCGGUAGCCAUUGAGGAGCUGCAGCCAUGGCUCUGCGCUACCCCAUGGCCGUGGUCCUCAACAAGGGCCAUAAGGUGACCAAGAACGUGAGCAAGCCGAGGCACAGCAGCCAGCGCGGGCGUCUCACCAAGCACACCAAAUUCGCGCAGCACUGAUCCUACAUGAUCCUAGAGGUCUUCGGCUUCGCCCCCUACGAGCGGCGCGCCAUAGAGCUGCUCAAAGUCUCCAAGGACAAGCGCGCCCUCAAGUUCAUCAAGAAAUGGGUGGGGACUCACUUCCCGGCCAAGAGGAAGCUAGAGGAGCAGAGCCAUGUGCUGGCAGCCAUGCAGAAGGCAGCGGCCAAGAAGGACUGAGAUCCCGACGGGCUGGGGCUACGCGGGGCACUGGGCAUGGAGACUAGCGGGCUGCCAUGUUCUGGAAACGCAUUUUUAACUCAUAAUUAAAUUACUUCUAUGUGCAAAA